AAAUGUUCUAACCAUGGAAGAAACAACAAAAAGCAUUCUUUCUAUAAUCGCCGUGAUAAUGGUUGGUCUCAUUCUCAUGACGGCCACUGGCCUCAUUGUCUAUUACGGAUUCUGCCCAGUCAGUCAAACUACAGACAGUAGCGCCGCCACGUCUGCCUCAAAGUGCAACUGUCCUCAGCUACCGACAUGUCCUCUUCGUGUCUACUGUCCCGUGGAACCAGCAGAGCCUUGUCCACCUCAUCCACUGAUGCCGGCCCCGGCCGACCCCAGCGUUUGCAUCCCGCCUUGUUGCACGGAACAAAAGACCAUCUCCCAUUCGACCGAUCGACCUGUGCUGGAAAAAUGGACAGAAGAGCAACUGAUGAAUCAAACGGUCCUCGAAUGGGUGAUGGCCUAUCCGCCCAACUCGAUGGGCCGUCUCAACGUGCUCACCCAGUUGAUGGAACUCGGCGUGGAGCCUUACGUGCGUGCGAUGAGCCGACGCAAUUGCCAAGCGCCGUACAGGAUGUGCACCAUGUGCCAUUCGGAUCGUUACGAGUUCCUGCGCUGCGCCAUGCGGACCAGGGUGACGGCCAACAAGCACGGCUACAAGUCGACUAAUAAAUUAAAGAAAAUGAGUUGGGAUUUCUUGAAAAAUUACGCGGCCGACGCGUAUUGGCAUUCGCAGAAGUACGACAACCUGCUGACUCGCGAUGAUUACCAGCCUCUCAGCGACGCCUACCGGGCCUUUUGGUUCAUCGGCAACGAUGGCGGCCUCAGCGCCGAAUGUUCUUGGUGUCGCGACGCUUUCGAACCGUCCGUCCACAUGAAUUGCAUCCGCGAUGGUUGGGGCAGCAUCUAAAAAUUGAGUUGAUUUCAUUCGCUAUAAACUUGAGAAUUGAUUGACAAUACAAAAUCUUGACUCUUAAA
Molecule: messenger RNA, 909 nt
Organism: Daphnia magna
Lineage: Eukaryota; Metazoa; Arthropoda; Branchiopoda; Diplostraca; Daphniidae
Exons: 1
Coding region: 14-841 (275 amino acids)
Source: RefSeq, a predicted model, not a curated record